This is a messenger RNA of Chenopodium quinoa (quinoa), 786 nucleotides long. RefSeq lists its product as uncharacterized. Bases 1 to 786 code for a protein of 261 amino acids. The record is from RefSeq and is a predicted model, not a curated record. NCBI's taxonomy places the organism in Eukaryota, Viridiplantae, Streptophyta, Magnoliopsida, Caryophyllales, Amaranthaceae. The transcript is spliced from 2 exons.
AUGAGUGAUACACAGAAGAAAUUAGUGCAUGAAAUAGGACUAGGGUCGUUGUUGGAUAUAGAACUUCCUCAGCUUGACAAACAAUUCAGCCAUUGGGUUUUAGAUAGCUUUGAAGUCAGUAGUUAUAGUUUUGAGCUGCCUAAAGGUGAGAAAAUUGAAAUUGAGGUGGAGGAUGUGAGAAUUGUAUAUGGUUUGCCAAUGGGAGACAUUCCCAUUGUUGAAGCCAAAUCAGACAGAGCAAGUGAAGAUUUUGGUGUAUUUAUAAAAAAUUGGAGGUCAAAAUGGCAAGGCAAAACACCAUCUGUAAACCAAAUUAUUGCUCAAUAUACAAGUGAUAAAUUUAAAAACCAAAGGCCAGCAGAAGAAGAUUUUCUCACCAACUUUUUGGUAGUUGCUGUGAAUUGUUUGAUGAAGUGUAUUUCAAACAACCAAUGCCAUUUCAAGUUUCUGUUUUCUAUGAUGGACAAAGAAAAAAUAAAAAACUUGAAUUGGUGUCAGUACGUGUUUGACUCUCUCAUCAGUUUCCAUGUGACAUGGAGAAAGAGUGGAGGAAAAGGAUUCUACAAUGGACCACUGCAAUUUCUGAUGCUGUUCUACUUUGACAGAGUUCAAAGAUUGAACAAAAAACAACCAAGAACAAUUCCAAUAAUUUCUUGUUGGAAAAGGGAUAUGUCACUUGAAAGGAUAAAAACAGAAAAUGAUUUGAACUAUGGAUAUGGAAAAGUCCUUCCAAGAAUAGAAGAAAAGCCUGCAGACAAUCCUAAGGUACAAAAUGAUCAUUUAUAA